UUUUAUUUUGAAUUUAGCCUUUACCUUUGUUGAUAUUUGUACUUACACCGGCUGCAUUCAUCAUGUGUAGCAUCGUUUAGCUUUUACUGCAGUAAAAUACUCAAAUGUGCCAGAAAAGGUCUGAAGAAUAUAUAUGGCAGUAAGACCACCAGUUAAGAUGGAAGAAAGGCAGUAUUCAUCUCUGACGGCCGAUAUGGAUUAUCUUCAGUACUGGUAUCAAACCAAUACUCAGCAGUACCAGGCAGAGCAGGUGCCACAGUACCACCAGAUGCUUAAUGCCGUCCAAUACACAGAGAGACCUGUGGAGGACAAAAUCAUGACUGAUCUUUCAGUGCAUCAAGAUCCAUAUCCGGAUCAACCUCAACAGCAUCAUCAACUCUCUGCUCAACCACCAGCCCUUCCGACGACUCCAGCAAAAGGAAAGAAAAGGGGAAGGCCUCCAAAAGGUGAAGGAAAGGAGAGGACUGAAGCUGAAGAGUCUGCCAAGAAAGCAAAAAGGACGCUAGAUCGGUUCAACGGGAUGUCAGUGGAGGAAGUCAUGGCUAAAAAGCUGCCAGACAUCAUCACACAUAAUCUUGACAUGCUGAUUAUCGGCAUCAAUCCUGGACUCUUGUCAGCCUACAAGGGAAGGCAUUAUCCAAAUCCUGGGAACCACUUUUGGAAAUGCCUGUUUCUUUCUGGGCUGACUGAUGAACAGCUCAACCACAUGCAUGAUCAGACGCUUCCUGAACGCUAUGGCAUUGGUUUCACAAAUAUGGUGGAGAGGACAACACCUGGGAGUAAAGACCUAUCAAACAAAGAGAUCCGUGAAGGUGGCCACCAGCUUCUGGAAAAGCUCCAGAUGUACAGACCUUUAAUCGCUGUGUUCAAUGGAAAAUGUAUUUACGAAACAUUUUGCAAGGAGAUUUUCGGAGUAAAGGCAAAGAACUUAGAGUUCGGAUUGCAGCCUUACAAAGUGCCGGAAACUGAGACGGUUUGCUAUCUGAUGCCAUCAUCAAGCCCACGCUGUGCCCAGUUUCCUCGUGCUCAGGACAAAGUGCACUUCUUCAUCAAGUUAAAGGAGCUCAGGGAUCAGAUGAAGGGAGUGGUGAAGACUCAAGAGAUCCAAGAGACAAGCUACACAUUUGAUCUGCCUCUGGCCAAAGAGGAUGCCAAAAGACAGUCAAUCAAAGAAGAGCAGCAUGACCCUGGAUAUGAGGAGACUUGUGCCCAUGGAUCACAGCAGCACACACCGCAAGCAUUUGGGGUCCAUCCUUCGACAGACACAGACCAGGUACCGGACAACCGUUGGACAAUGCAGCCGUUUGCAGACCAGAUUCCAGACAUCAGAUGUAGCAACAGCAACUGAACAGCCUGAGAAAAGGACCAACUGAACUUUUUUUUAAUUAUUGUUUUAUUUAAAUUUUUUAUGUGUUCUGCCUGUUUCUGAGUGAUUGAUUCGGAGUUGUUACCUGAAUUAUUUAAUUUUUGUGAUCUCAGUGCGUGAAAGCGUGAAUGACUUUCUGAUUGAGACAUUUGUUAAUUUUGUGCCUCUAUUUU
Carassius gibelio (silver crucian carp) is the source of this 1539-nucleotide messenger RNA. RefSeq names its product thymine DNA glycosylase, tandem duplicate 2 (gene tdg.2). Gene Ontology annotation, biological process: base-excision repair, AP site formation. The record is from RefSeq and is a predicted model, not a curated record. Bases 134 to 1348 code for a protein of 404 amino acids. Gene Ontology annotation, molecular function: mismatch base pair DNA N-glycosylase activity. The transcript is spliced from 11 exons. Gene Ontology annotation, cellular component: nucleus. Lineage: Eukaryota; Metazoa; Chordata; Actinopteri; Cypriniformes; Cyprinidae.